Stegastes partitus (bicolor damselfish) is the source of this 525-nucleotide messenger RNA. Its product is annotated as beta-crystallin S-like. The record is from RefSeq and is a predicted model, not a curated record. Gene Ontology annotation, biological process: lens development in camera-type eye; visual perception. The transcript is spliced from 3 exons. NCBI's taxonomy places the organism in Eukaryota, Metazoa, Chordata, Actinopteri, Pomacentridae. Gene Ontology annotation, molecular function: structural constituent of eye lens. Bases 1 to 525 code for a protein of 174 amino acids.
AUGAUCAAAAUCAUCUUCUACGAGGACAAGAACUUCCAGGGUCGCAGGUACGAGUGCGACAGCGACUGCACCGACUUCCACUCCUACCUGAGUCGCUGCAACUCGGCGCGGGUGGAGGGCGGCACCUGGGUGAUCUACGAGAGGCCCAACUACUCUGGGUACCAGUACGUCCUGACCAGGGGCGAGUACCCGGACUACCAGAGCUGGGUCGGCCUCAACGACAGAGUCAGCUCCUGCAGGAUGAUCCACUUUGCCGCUGGAGAUCCGUACAAGAUCCAGCUCUAUGGUAAAGGGAAUUUCUCGGGCGAGGCGUUCGAGGCCAGCGAGGACUGUCCCUCUGUGCUGCAGAAGUUCCACUGGAGGGAGGUCCACUCCUGCAGGGUUCUGGGCGGCUGGUGGGUCUUCUACGAGCACCCCAACUACAAGGGCCGCCAGUACCUGCUGGAGAAGGGCGAGUACCGCAAGCCGGUGGACUGGGGCGCCGUGUGCCCCACCGUGCAGUCCUUCAGACGGCUGACCGAGUAG